AUCUUGAUGAUGCCCAAAUUUUGGCCCGGCCUACUCGAAUAAGGCAUUAUUCUCAGAGUGAAGAAAACACCUCUGAAGUAUUUAGCACUGUACGUGAAGAGCAGCCAAUGCCACGAAGCAGCAGCACGUCCGAUAUAAUGGAACCAUUCAUAGCUGAAAGAGCUAAAGGUGCAGUUCCUGUCAUUGACNGUUCAUCAGUUCCUUCAAGUUUGCAAAGUUCUGCUGAGGUGUUCUCAUUAUCUAGGUCCACUGAAAGUCAUUUUACAGAUGCACACAAUGCAGAACAUUCUCUGGAAGUUGGUGAUAAUAUUUACGAUCAUCUUUGUCAUCUUGUAGGGGAUAUAGAAACAAUAACUUCCUAUUAUGAGUGCAGUCAACACACAAUAGAUGAUAGUGAGGCAGAUUUGCUGUCUUCCAUACAGAAGUAUUUUAACGAGCCUACUGAAGAAACGGAACACACCAAACAUAAAUCGGGAGAGGAUGCAAAUGGCAUUUCCUUAAAUGAAAGUAUUGCGUUAAUGGUAGGUGAGACUGAUCUAGGCUAUGUGAGGCAAGUAAAAAUAUGCAAUACUAGUAGCCAGGAUAAGAUUUUGGGAGGGAAAACUGAAACGCAGGUAAAAGUACAGGACCUGGAAAAUGCUGAAAGUUCUGUUCCAUAUCUAGAAGAUGAUUAUUUGAGUAUUACUACAUUUACUGCUAAAGAAAAGCAGUUGCCAGAGACCAAUAUUGAACAGCAUAAUUACAAGCCACUUGAAAGCUUUGAACAGGGAAUUUCAUCACAAAUGGAGUCAGAAACUCCAGAUUGCAAACAGAGGCAAAAAGUUCUUAUUCGCCAGACGGCAACUGAGGUAGACCAUAGAAACAUGGUAGUCUCAACAGAUCAGCAAUGUGAAAGGAAACAGCUAGCUGAUGCCUCUUGCCAAACCUCUGCCAUUGUACAACUAAAUAAGUUACCUGAAGCAUAUAGCAUGUGUUCAAAUACGUUUCCACACAGCACCACAAUUACUGACCCACUUAAAGCUUUAAGUGCACAAAAAUCUUCAGCUAACCAAGAAAUCACUGCAGCAACACCAGAACCGCAGUACUUGAGCAUAGCAAAUAAGAAAAAAAAUAGCAAUAUGCAUGUUAGUUUUAGGCCAUCUACUGAGUCUGUACAGUUCCACAGUCAGGUGGACAGUAAGGAAGCUCAUUGGAAGUUGAGACUUCGAAGACUCGGUGGUUUCAGCAGUGGCUCUUCUGCACCAACUGAUUCAGUGAAACCUGGUGUCUAUAGACCUCUUGACACGAGAGUUUCUCAUAAUGAAUAUAAGAAUCGGAAGUCAACAUUGAUUACUGCUGCAAGUAUCCCACUGCCUAAGGGAAGUACAGGUGGUAGUCAGGGCACUGGUCAUGGAACACUUAGGUCAUGUAGCUUACAGGAAUCAGUACAGCAACAGAGUUCCCUCGGUGGUGUUUACAGAACUGUUGUACACGCUUUUUCAAAGUCGAAAGCAAAUGUUUCCCCACAGAGGCAGAGAAAAGUACCAGCAGAGGCUCCACUGAGGGAUCUUUACAGUCAUGUUUUGGGAUAUUUUGGAAGGAAAGUUGCAGUCAACAAGGAAGACCCUAAUCAGAAACCCCGACCUUUCAGCACUGAUAUUGGCAAUAGUAAUCCCAACAUCAGUGAUCUUAUGGAUGAGUUUAUAGCAGAACGAUUGCGAACUGGUACUUCAGUGAAUGUUUUGAGGAGAGGAAGUAGUCCUGGUAGUUUGGAAGUGCCAAAAGAUCUUCCUGAUUUGUUGAACCGGCAGAACCAGACCAGACCAGUCGAUGACCCAGGCAUCCCAUCCGAAUGGACUUCCCCAGCCAGUGCUGGAAGUAGUGAUCUCAUUAGUUCUGACAGCCAUUCGGAUUCUUUCAAUGCUUUCCAAUAUGAUGGACGAAAAUUUGAGAGCUUUACAUUUGGCAGUGAAACCACUUCUAUCAUAUACACUGAAGCAGAUCUAGGACCACUACGGCAAACAGAUGCUGAGCAAGAAUUGACAAAUUUAACUGCUAUUCACAUUGAUUCCGAAACUAGCAGCCUCAAUCUGCAGACCACUUCAGUUGACACAGUUACAAUCACAG
Molecule: messenger RNA, 2106 nt
Organism: Rhincodon typus (whale shark)
Lineage: Eukaryota; Metazoa; Chordata; Chondrichthyes; Orectolobiformes; Rhincodontidae
Exons: 5
Source: RefSeq, a predicted model, not a curated record